Neomonachus schauinslandi (Hawaiian monk seal) is the source of this 1684-nucleotide messenger RNA. Its product is annotated as corticosteroid-binding globulin-like. Gene Ontology annotation, biological process: negative regulation of endopeptidase activity. Gene Ontology annotation, molecular function: serine-type endopeptidase inhibitor activity. Lineage: Eukaryota; Metazoa; Chordata; Mammalia; Carnivora; Phocidae. The record is from RefSeq and is a predicted model, not a curated record.
GGGAAGCUGGCCAACAAGAUUUAGUGGUGGUGCCCCGUGGGCUUACUGUACACAUACCAGGACCCGGGACAGCCAGGCCGAGCCGGUGGUGGCAGUAUGAGCCCUCUGCAGACCGUCCUGACCAUCCUGGACAAUGCUGCUUGCCCUAGGCACCUAUUUCCUCUGGCUUUUCACCAGUGACCUCUGGGCCGUUCAGGCUAAGGACCCAGAUACUGACGUGAGCACAAGGAGCCUUCACCGGGACUUGGCUCCAAAGAACAUUGACUUUGCCUUUACCCUGUAUAGGCAUCUAGUGGCUUCAGCUCCUGGCAAGGAUGUCUUCAUCUCCCCUGUGAGCAUCUCCAUGGCCUUAGCUAUAUUGUUUCUGGGUGCCUGUGGCCACACACGGGUCCAGCUUCUCCAAGGCCUGAGCUUCAACCUCACCAAGAUGCCUGAAGCUGAGAUUCACCAGGGCUUUCGGCACCUCCGCCACCUCUUCAAGAAGGAGUCAGAAACCAUGUUGGAAAUGGCUAUGGGUAAUGCCUUGUUCCUUGACCACAGCCUGGAGCUUCUGGAGUCAUUCUCAGCAGACACCAAGCACUAUUAUGAGUUGGAGGCCUUGGCUACAGAUUUCAAGGAUGGGGCUGGAGCCAGCAGACAAAUCAAUGAGUAUAUCAAAAAUAAGACACAAGGGAAAAUUGUGGACUUUCUAUCAAAGCUGGAUAGUUCAGCCAUGCUCAUCCUGGUCAACUACAUCUUCUUCAAAGGCACAUGGGAACACCCCUUCAACCCCGAGAGCACCAGGGAGGAGAACUUCUACGUGAACAAGACCACCGUGGCAAGAGUGCCCAUGAUGUUCCAGUCGAGCACUAUCAAGUACCUUCACGACCGGGUGCUCCCCUGCCAGGUGGUCCAGCUGGAGUACAUAGGCAACGGGACCGUCUUCUUCGUCCUCCCAGAUGAGGGGAAGAUGGACAUGGUCAUCGCCGCGCUGAGCCGGGACACCAUUCAGAGGUGGUCUGAGUCCAUGAUCACGGGCCAGGUAAACCUGUACAUCCCAAAGGUGGCCAUCUCCGGAGCCUAUGACCUCAGUGCCAUCCUGGGGGAUAUGGGCAUUGCACACUUGCUCGACAAGGGGGCAGAUUUCUCCGGCAUCACCCAAGAGGCCCAGCUGAAGUUGUCAAAGAAAUGCAAAAUAAAACUCCGUGGAGGUGCCAUUCCCUGUCUGCCGGAUUGGCAAAGCCGCGAGAGCUUCCCAGCACACCCCGCUGAUGGUGGGGAGACCAUGGGGCACGCAGCGCUGGUGAGCACACUAACGCCCACCGUGGAGCAGGAGAUUGGCAAUACAAACAUGGAAGCUUUCUUCCCAAAGUUCCAGCUAGAUCAGAAGUAUGAGAUGGUCAACUGUCAACUGUUUAAGCAGAUGGGAAUCGGAAGAGUCUUCUCACCCAGGGCUGACCUCUGUGAGCUCUCAGUUACUUCAAGAAACCUGAAAGUACCCAAGGUUUUACCCAGAGCAGUAAUGGAGGAUGAUAAAAAAAAAAAACAAAAAACGGAGGCAGUGGUGGGAACCCUGCAGGAAAUCAUUGCUUAUUCCAUGCCUCCCAUCAACCAAGUGGACCAGACAUUUCACUUCAUGAUGUAUAAAGAAACCUCUAGAACGUUUCUAUUUCUGGGCAGCGUGGUGACUCCAGCUCUCCUCUGA